This is a messenger RNA of Papilio xuthus (Asian swallowtail), 797 nucleotides long. RefSeq lists its product as uncharacterized. The transcript has 2 exons. The coding region runs from base 141 to 797 and encodes 218 amino acids. The record is from RefSeq and is a predicted model, not a curated record. NCBI's taxonomy places the organism in Eukaryota, Metazoa, Arthropoda, Insecta, Lepidoptera, Papilionidae.
CCGACCGACCAACUACAAUACAACACAACGCAUAACUUUUCUAUUUACAUUUUGUGACAAACAAAAACUCAACGUGAACAGAGCAAAGUUAUCCAGUCCUUAGCUAGAUUUAUAGAAGAAUUUAAUUCAAAGUGCCAAAAAUGUGUUGUACUGUUGCGGUGACAGUGCUAUUACUGCAAGUGCUGAUAUCGCAGUGUGCGCCGGUACCUUUACUCCUGCGUCCCGACCGGCAGCGGCAGCAGGGCCAGCAGCUGCUAGACCUGCAGCAGCUGCAGCAGCUCGAGGCCCUGCAGCGGAGCGCCUGGUCGUCGCACUUAUCAAUACCACCGAUAAUAAUCCUCAUUCAAAACGCUCACACGAAGGCGACAGACGAGUCGACCGGCCAACAAACGAAACAAAACACCGCAAAAACAAACGCUAACAAAGGAAUAGUCGACGAAGAUUUGGAUUCGGUGAUCAUCGAAGCGGAUCCAGACGACGAGGAGUCGAGGCCGCAGGGGCUGCUAGUGGUACCGAGCCGCGCCAGGCUGUCCAUCGGCGACGUCAUCUCCGCUAUCCCCUUCCUGCCCAUCGAGAUCAACGUGCCAGAUACCAUCGGGUGGGCCUACAACGGCAUAGCCUCUGGCAUCUCCAGCAUCAUAUCGAUCUUCGGCCGGAUGCCGAGCGUCGGCGGUGGCGGCGGCGGCGGCGCGCAGAGCAGGCUCCAGCUGGGCGGGCUGCGGCCGGCGGGGGGCGCGCCGCUCCUCCUCCUGCCUCUACCACAACUGAUACCCAUACAUCUCCCCAUACAAGUGUGA